AUGGCGGACGUUCAAACCGCUACCCCUCAAGGCGGUUCUGGUAGGGGAGGCAGGGGAGGUAGAGGCAGAGGCAGAGGACGUGGAGGCAGGCCACGGAGAGGUCAUCACCAAGGCUCCGAGCGACCAAACACUGGUGGCGAAACAGCUCAACCAGCGCAACUAGCCGAACCCUCAAGGAACCCCACGGAAACGGCGAGUGUAAACGUACCCCCACCGGAUGCGCCGUCAGGACCUUCAAGGGAAGGAGGAGGACGAAGAAGGCGAGGAGGUGGAGAAGGUGGUCCUCGGCGCGGGAGAGGAGUCUCAUCUGCUCAACGAUCGAUCGUGGUAUCUCACCGAGGACGUGCACCACCUCCAGGGACGGUGGCGGCUCCGCCCGCUGCUGAAGAACAUGGCAAUGAAUCGGGCGCCGGGUUAAGCGCCGAUGCUCCCGCUUUUGUUCCCGGUCAACCACUUGCAGUUCCAACCCAACAACCAAGAGCUGCCCGCGCGAGACCCCAAAGGGAGCAUCGUCCUGCGCCACCAACUGCCUCCAAGUCUUCGGCACCUGACUUGACCACUCGAAUCCACGAGGAUAUUGCCAACGGACUGUACGAAUGCGUAAUAUGCACAAAUGAGCUAACGCGCAAUACUCGGAUCUGGUCGUGCUCCGUUUGCUGGACUGUCACCCAUCUGUCCUGCGUUAAGAAAUGGCACGCCAAUCAGGAAAAGAAUGCGGAGCAGCAGGAGCAAAACGCUGACCAGCCGUUGACUUGGAGGUGUCCCGGCUGCAACUCGCAACUGGUCGAGAAGCCCGGACCGGAUCGCUGCUGGUGCAAAAAGGAGAUCGACCCGAAACCUAUUCCCGGACUGCCUCCCCAUACUUGUGGACAGACAUGUUCCAAGCCUCGCGCUACCUGCCCACAUCCGUGUUCAUUGAUGUGCCAUGCGGGACCUUGUCCACCAUGCACAUUGAUGGGGCCUUCCCAGACUUGCUAUUGUGGUAAGCAUACCUCGACCAAACGCUGCAGUGAGACUGAGUACGGCAAAGGCUUCAGCUGCGAAGAGGUCUGUGGCGAUCUACUCCCAUGUGGAGAGCACUUCUGCGAGCAGACCUGUCACCCCGGGCUCUGUGGAGCUUGCGAGGUUCCUCUUUUGUCGACAUGCUAUUGCGGGAAGGAGCAGAAGGAAAUACCAUGCGAUCAACGUGAUGAGGUUAUGGAUUCUUUCAACUACGGACAGCUUCAAGGUUCCUCGGAAGAGGCUGAUUCGGACCCUUGGUUUGAAGGCUCAUUCCGGUGCAGCAAUAUCUGUGGCAGACCUUUCGAUUGUGGACAUCAUACGUGCCAAAAGCCUUGCCACCCACAAAACGAAGAAUCGACACAUUGCCCCUUCUCCCCGGAUGUGGUUACUCGUUGUCCAUGCGGGAAGACCCCAUUGACGUCGUUGCCAGUGCCUCCGCGGCAGUCAUGCCAGGACUCGAUACCUCACUGCGAUAAGCCAUGCCACAAGGUCCUUCCUUGCGGUCACUUAUGUGAGAAGAAAUGCCACACCGGCCCCUGUGGGAUGUGUUCGAAGGUUGUCGACAUCUCUUGCCGUUGCGGCAGGACAGUGACCCAGUCAGCCUGCCACCAGGGCACGAUUGAGCAUCCAAUGUGCUUCAGGGUUUGCAAAGUCCAACUUAACUGCGGCAGGCACGAGUGCGGCGAGCGUUGUUGUCCGGGCGAGAAGAAGGCCGCAGAGAGAAGGAAGAAGAAGAACCGUGGUCCAAACGAAAACUACGAAGCCGAACAUAUCUGUCUUCAGGUUUGUGGCCGUACACUGAAGUGUGGUCAACACACAUGUCAGCAACUCUGCCACAAGGGUCAAUGCCCGUCAUGUGUGGAGGCUGUCUUCGAUGAGAUCAGCUGCAAUUGCGGACGCACCGUACUCUAUCCUCCACAGCCCUGCGGGACGAGGCCGCCCGAGUGCCGAUUCCCGUGUAGACGGCGCCAACCAUGUGGCCACCCUACUGUCCCUCACCCGUGUCAUCCGGAUGACACUCCUUGUCCAAAGUGUCCAUCCUUGAUGGACAAGCCUUGUAUUUGUGGAAAGGAGAUCAUGAAGAAUCGCCCAUGCUGGAACAACGAAGUGCACUGUGGGCUCCCCUGUGGAAAGAAGCUCAAGUGCGGAUCGCACGUGUGCAAGAAGACAUGCCACAAGCCGGGCGACUGCGAAGACGCCGGCAUUCCUGGCUCCCACUGCGCCCAGGCUUGCGGAAAAGUACGCAAAUCUUGCGAACACACUUGCGCCGAGCAGUGUCACGCUCCAUAUCCUUGCAAGGAGGACAAGCCUUGCCAGUCCAAGACAUUCAUCACCUGUCCAUGCCAGAAUCGCAAGCAGGAAGUGCGCUGCAUGGCCACGAUGCUCAACCCCUCGUCGACACGGGAGUCUUCGCUGAAAUGCGACGACGAAUGUCUCCGACUGCAGCGGAACCGCAAGCUAGUCGAUGCCCUCAAGAUCGACGACACCCAUACGGACGACCACAUCCCCUACUCCGACAAAACCCUCAAGAUGUUUAAGGAGAACGUCAACUGGGCCCAAACCCAGGAGCGUGAGUUCCGCGUCUUCGCCUCCUCGCCCGACGAGAAGCGUCUCAGAUUCAAGCCCAUGCCCUCCUCCCAGCGCGCCUUCCUGCACAGUCUAGCCGAGGACUUCGGCCUCGACUCCGAGAGUCAAGAUCCCGAGCCCCAUCGGCACGUUUGCAUCUUCAAGACGCCACGAUUCGUCGCUGCGCCUACCAAGACACUUGCGCAGUGCGCCCGUAUCGCCAAGACCGCCGCCAGCCUUAAGCCCGCUGCUGCCCCGGUCGUUGCUCCCCCGAAGCAGCAGCAACCCUAUAACGCGCUGCUGCUCAAAGAGCCCCGGUUCGGGCUCACUAUCGAGGAACUAGACCAAACUCUGGUCGCCGAUAUCAGAGCCGUCGCCAAAUCUGGCCUGACCGCCGUCUCGUUCACCACCAACUUUCUCCCUUCGGAGGAAAUCCUAAUCAAAGCCACGCCUGCUUCCACGGCAGCGGCUAUCGCCAACUCCUCCAUCGCCGCGACGCCGCAGGCCGUCGAGUCCGCUCUCACGACGCUCAAGGCUGCGGUCUCCAAAACGGUUACUCGUCUCAAGCUGGCAACAGGCGGCGUGGUGCUAUGUCACGCUGACGACUCGUUGAAUGUCGUCCGACGGGAGGCCGAGAGCGGUGCAGGCGGGGCGGGUGGAUGGAACGCGGUUGCUGGUCGCGGGUCCUGGAAACGGCUUGGAGGUGGCCCCAAGACGUCGACAGCCGAGGCGGAGAAGGCGGCAGCUCCGUUGACGAGGUCGUUUGUUACGCUGAGGAAGAUCAUGGAGAAGAAGCCGGUGGUGGAGGUGAAGAAGGAAGCGGAGCCGGUGGAGGAGGAUUGGUUGGCUGCUGUGGAGAAGGAGGAGGAAGAGGAACAGGAGAAGGAGAAGAGCGUUACAUCGGGAUCUGAUUUCGAAGGAGAAGCGGAAGGACAGUCUAAGAAUGCCAGUGUCAGUGGCGAUGUCCAGGAAGGAAACGGGGUGGUAUCGGAUACAGAACAGAGUGUUGACAGUGCUGCUGUGCAUGAGGAAAAGGAACCCGAGCCGUCGUCGGUGGAUGGAGGGAGCUUCUGGACUGGGGAACAGGCUGAGACUGAGACUGAGACUGAGAUUAUGACGGCCCCGGAGACCAAUGAGGCUGCUGCUACGAUGAAUGCUUAG
This is a messenger RNA of Neurospora tetraspora, 3729 nucleotides long. RefSeq lists its product as uncharacterized. The record is from RefSeq and is a predicted model, not a curated record. The transcript has a single exon. Gene Ontology annotation, molecular function: DNA-binding transcription factor activity, RNA polymerase II-specific; zinc ion binding; RNA polymerase II transcription regulatory region sequence-specific DNA binding. Lineage: Eukaryota; Fungi; Ascomycota; Sordariomycetes; Sordariales; Sordariaceae. Gene Ontology annotation, cellular component: nucleus. Gene Ontology annotation, biological process: negative regulation of transcription by RNA polymerase II. The coding region runs from base 1 to 3729 and encodes 1242 amino acids.